CAAGGCAAACCCCAUGACUUACUACUAGUACUAGUCGCGGCUCAGCAAAUGAAAUGGAGUGGAAACCUGCUCAGUUUGACGUCUCUUACCCUCCAGAUCUUGUCCAAACAAAAAAUCUGGACGUGGAUCCUGAUUUUGCAGACAACUUCGCUCGUUGUGCCAGGUGGUGUGCAGAUGGAUCCAGCUUCCUCGUCCAGUGCGAAAACAGGUCGUUUCAGCUCUUCAAUAUUCCAGACGUUCAAAGCACACAGCUCUCCGCUCACCAUAAGCGUACGUUCUCGCAGUCCUCAGCGGUUGUUAAUUUUGCUUGGUAUCCUGGAGCAUCAUCCAAUAACGCUCCAGCUUACUGUUUCGUCGCUUCUGUGCGUGAUUGUCCAGUGAAGCUUCUGGAUGCUUCAGAUGGAAGGCUGAGGGCCUCAUACCCGAUCAUCGAUCAUCGCGAGAGGUUCAUCGCUCCUCAUAGUCUCGCAUUCAACUUGACAGCUGACAAACUAUACUGUGGUUUCGAAGAUGCUAUCGAGAUCUUCGACAUACAACAACCUGGAGAGGGCGAUCGGCUCCCAACCACGCCUUCCAAGAAAAGCAAGGAUGGCCUCAAAGGCAUCAUAUCUAGCAUAGCUUUCUCCUCUUCUUAUGACUAUUACGCGAUCGGCAGCCUAACGCCUUCCUCACAAGCGAUGGAUAAUAUUGCAUUGUAUUCGGAGUCAAAUCAAGCAGCUAUAAUGCCUGUAGGAGGCGCAUAUUCUCAUUCCGGAGUCACGCAGCUAAAGUUCAACCCCACAAAACCGCACCUUCUAUAUGCUGCAUUUCGUCGACACGAUGCUAUAUAUGCAUGGGAUCUUCGCAGUGAUACAUCUGUACCUGUAAAAGUCUUCAAGACAGCCCCUGGUCCUCGCAAAACCCGGACUAAUCAAAAAAUAGAAUUCGACAUAGAUUACGCUGGAAGAUGGUUAAGCGUCGGUGAUCAGGAUGGAUGUGUUUCGAUGUUUGACCUUGAAGAUUCGGACGAACUGGGUUCUGAACAGUCGCCAGUGAUUUCGUCACAGAACAUCGCCCCAAAGACGACUUUCAACGCACACGGAGAUGUAGUUGGCUGCGUGACAUUUCAUCCCCUACGUUCUAAUCUCUUGUCAAUAUCGGGCUCACGCCAUUUUGAUGAGGAUAUGAGGGAGGGUGAUUCUAAUAGCUCCGACGAGGAUUCAACAGACCAGGAGUCGGAUUCUGAGAGCCAGAAUAUUAUCGCAGUGUCAACGUGCCGACCACUUCCAUAUGUCAAGGACUCUUCUUUGAAGCUGUGGUCAUUCGAACCCACGCGGACUGUACAACACGCUUGAUCGAUCCUUGUUUCGAGGCGCGCGAAUACCAUUGGACUGGUUUAUAGCUCAGUCCAGGUCGUCCGCCGAACAAAGGCGAGAUUUCGGUCGGCUUCUGCUUUUUCCAACAGUUGUAAACGAUGUCAAAGACAUUAAUGUAAGAACUUAUCGCACCCACUGUACAACACAUGUAUUCUGACUGGUCUAGAGGAAUUAUGAAUCAUGACAUGCAUUGUUACACAAGGUCUUUUGUACCACGCAGUGAUCUUGACGCGAUCGCUUGGUGGAGACAGCAGAAUGCUAAUUUCUAU
Messenger RNA from Suillus fuscotomentosus, 1624 nucleotides. Its product is annotated as WD40-repeat-containing domain protein. The record is from RefSeq and is a predicted model, not a curated record. Lineage: Eukaryota; Fungi; Basidiomycota; Agaricomycetes; Boletales; Suillaceae. The coding region runs from base 54 to 1334 and encodes 426 amino acids. Gene Ontology annotation, molecular function: protein binding. The transcript has 10 exons.